AAAGUAGAGAGAGAGAGAGAGAGAGACGCGCACACAAACAUAGAACCUCUUCUUCUCGCGAUCUGUUCUUACAUCAAACUAGUAGAAUUCUCAUCAGUAAGAUUUGUAAUUCCAGUCAAAUAGAUUUCACUUCUCACCCAUCGGCGAUUUCCCCGGAUUAGUAUCUCAUAAGAUUUUUCGAAGCUUGAUAGGAAGGAUACUGAGAAUCCUGUGUUAAUUUGGGUUUGAGCUCUAGCUAUGGCUUGCAUAAAGUCCGUAAACAGAUCGGCGUCAGUCGCCUUCGCGCCGGAAGCACCGUACCUGGCGGCGGGGACGAUGGCUGGCGCUGUGGAUCUGUCCUUCAGUUCAUCGGCGAAUCUGGAGAUCUUCAAGCUUGAUUUCCAGUCCGACGAACGUGAACUUCCUUUGGCAGGAGAGGCCGCAACUUCCGAGCGUUUCAAUCGACUUUCUUGGGGGAAGAAUCCUGGUGGAGCGGAGGAAUUCUCUCUCGGAUUAAUUGCUGGUGGAUUGGUUGAUGGCAGCAUUGGCCUCUGGAAUCCUCUAACACUGAUCAGUUCCGAGGCCAGUGAAAGUGCUCUUGUAUCACAACUCUCAAGGCAUAGAGGGCCUGUUCGUGGUUUGGAAUUUAAUUCUCUUUCACCAAACCAUCUUGCUUCUGGUGCUGAUGAAGGUGAAAUUUGUAUAUGGGAUAUAACAAAACCUGGAGAACCCACUCACUUCCCUCCUCUCAAGGGCAGUGGAUCUGCUACCCAGGGUGAAAUUUCUUUUGUAUCCUGGAAUAACAAAGUUCAACAUAUAUUAGCAUCGACCUCAUAUAACGGAACAAUUGUUGUUUGGGACCUAAAGAAACAGAAGCCAGUCAUUAGUUUUUCAGAUUCAAAUAGGCGCCGUUGCUCUGUCCUGCAAUGGCAUCCUGACGUUGCCACACAAUUAGUUGUUGCUUCAGAUGAUGAUAAUGAUCCUUUUCUUAGACUAUGGGAUAUGCGGAACACUAUGUCGCCAGUUAGAGAGUUUGUUGGCCACACUAAGGGUGUCAUUGCAAUGUCAUGGUGUCCUAGCGAUAGCUCAUAUCUGCUAUCCUGUGCCAAAGACAAUCGUACUAUUUGCUGGGAUGUUGUUUCUGGAGAGAUUGUCUCUGAACUUCCAGCUGGAACUAACUGGAAUUUUGAUGUGCACUGGUAUCCGAAGAUACCCGGAGUUAUAUCAGCAUCCUCAUUUGAUGGCAAAAUUGGCAUAUACAAUAUGGAGGCCUAUGGCCGUAAUGGUGUUGGAGAGGGCGAUUUUGGUGCUGCACCACUGAGAGCACCAAAAUGGUACAAGCGUAAAUCUGGAGUGUCUUUCGGAUUUGGUGGAAAACUUGUUUCGUUUAGUUCUAAGGACGGUCCGUCUGGUGGUUCCGAGGUUUAUGUAAAUAACAUGGUUACAGAACAAAGCCUGGCAAGCCGUUCAUCUGAAUUUGAAGCUACAGUAAAGGAAUGGGACAGAUCUUCGCUAAGGCUAAUAUGUGAUAAAAAAUCUCAGGAGUCUGAGUCAAGUGAUGAGAAAGAAACCUGGGGCUUUUUGAGGAUUAUCUCUGAAGACGGGGGAACAGCAAGGACGAAGCUACUUACACAUCUUGGCUUUACUUUACCAGUUGAAGAAAAAGAUAACUUGCAAAAUGAUCUGUCCCAGGAAGUUACUGAUCUUGGAACUGAAGAGAAGGUAGCAAAUCUUGUAGGGUACAAGACGGAUGAUCAUGGAGCAUCUACCCUCCUAACUGAUAAUGAGGAGGAUUUCUUUAACAAUCUUCCAAGCCCUAAAGCUGAAACACCAGUCUCAACUUCUGGGGAUAAAUUAAAUGUGGGAGUCUCUCUUACCGGUGGCGAGGAGGAAUUGCAACCAGAAAUGGAUGCAGAAGAGGAUGGAAGUUCUGACUCAUCAUUUGACGAGGCUAUUCAACAUGCAUUGGUGGUUGGAGAUUAUAAGAGUGCAGUUGUGCAAUGUGUAUCUGCAAAUAAGAUUGCUGAUGCUUUAGUUAUUAGUCAUCUUGGUGGCUCUUCCUUGUGGGAGAGCACACGUGAUCAGUACCUUAAGAUGAGCCGCUCUCCUUAUUUGAAGAUUGUCUCUGCAAUGGUGAGCAAUGAUCUGACCAACCUUGUGAGCACUAGGCCUUUGAAAUCCUGGAAAGAGACUCUCGCUCUUCUUUGCUCUUUUGCUGCGAAAGAGGAGUGGACUUUGCUUUGCAGUGCACUUGCUUCUAGGCUUAUGACUGCAGGCAAUAUUCUGGCUGCUACUCUCUGUUACAUAUGUGCUGGGAAUAUUGAUAAGACUGUAGAAAUAUGGUCUUGGAAUCUUAGCAGAGAGCUUGAAGGGAAAUCUUAUGUUGACCUUUUCCAGGACUUGAUGGAGAAGACUAUUGUUUUUGUUUUGGCUACUGAGCAAAAGCAAUAUAGUGCUUCUUUGUGCAAGCUUGUUGAGAAGUAUGCUGAAAUCUUAGCAAGUCAAGGACUUUUAUCUACUGCUAUGGGAUAUUUGAAACUAUUGGGAUUGGAAGAAUUAUCGCCUGAACUCAGGGUUCUGCAAGAGCGAAUUGCCAUGUCUAUUGAGAAUGAUAGAGAAAUUCCCAAGCCUGUCCAGCCUGAGUACCAUCCAUCACAGACUCCAACUGGGUAUGGUGGCGUUCAGUCAAAUUUUGGUGCGAUGAACUCUUCUCAAUAUUAUCAGGAAUCAGUGCCAUCCCACAUGCAGAGUGUUCAAGACAAUUCUUAUGUUAAUAGCUAUCAACAAGUUCCUAGUGCUUCAUAUGGUAGAGGAUAUGGGGUGCCUGCUCCGUAUCAGCCUGUGGCACAAACUCCAAUGUUUCCAUCGCCUGCAUUACAGGAGUCACAGAUGCAAUUUGUGCCUCCACCUGCCAAUAAUCCACCAGCUGUCAAAACUUUCAAUCCUGCACAACCCAUGACAUUAAGAAAUGCUGAUCAGUAUCAGCAGGCGCCAACAUUGGGUUCUCAGUUAUAUCCAGGGACUGGAUUUCCUAAUUAUACUACUGGUCCUUCUGGUGACGGUUCACUGGGAUCCAUCCCAUCUCAAUCUGGUCCGAUCCAGGGUCACAAAAUGCCUCCUCAGGUCUUCACUCCUGGAUCUGCACCACGGGGAUUUGUGCCAGUUGCAAAUUCUGGAGUACAAAGACCUGUAAUGAGUCAAACACAAUCGUCUAGCCCAGCUCAGUCAGCUGUGGUGCCACCUGCCGCAGCUCCUGUAGCUCCAAUAGCGACAGUACAGACAGCUGACACUUCAAAAGUUCCUGCUCAUCUGAGGCCCGUAAUUGCAACUUUGACCAGACUCUUUAACGAAACAUCGGAAGUACUCGGGGGACCAAGAGCUGUGCCUGCUAAAAAGCGUGAAAUAGAGGACAACUCCAGGAAAAUAGGUGCUUUGUAUGAAAAGCUUAACAGGGGAGAUAUAUCGAAAAAUGCUGCUGAAAAGCUUGUCCAUAUUUCCCAAGCAUUGGACAAUGGUGAUUUCAAUACUGCUCUCCAAGUUCAGGUUCAACUUACCACAAGUGAUUGGGAUGAGUGCAAUUUCUGGUUAACUGCCCUAAAACGAAUGAUCAAAACCAGGCAGAAUGUCCGAUGAACUGUAAUACAUCAAAUGUUGUGUGCUUAGAAGUCAUUUAUUUCUUCAAGUUCCCCUUAUUCAUUGUGCACAAGAAAAACUUCUUCAGAUCUAGACAAUGGGGGCUGUCUUUUUUUUAGCACAUCUAUCAAACCCUGAUUAAAUUUUACUGGAUUUUUUUUUGUUUUGUUUUUGCUGGCUGUUCAAUUCAUACUUGUAGAAUAAAUAGAUUUUGUUUUUGGGGAAUGUUUUUAUUGAUAAUGUGGUGACUUUUUGGGGGUCUUUUGAGUUGAUAUUCUUUGAUGGUUGUUCCAUUGACUUGUAAUCUGAUAGGUGAUGAUUGACUAUAUAAUAAUGGUUCUGUUUGUGUUA
This is a messenger RNA of Impatiens glandulifera, 3963 nucleotides long. Its product is annotated as protein transport protein SEC31 homolog B-like. Gene Ontology annotation, molecular function: protein binding; structural molecule activity. The transcript has 22 exons. The record is from RefSeq and is a predicted model, not a curated record. The coding region runs from base 238 to 3612 and encodes 1124 amino acids. Gene Ontology annotation, biological process: endoplasmic reticulum organization; COPII-coated vesicle cargo loading; intracellular protein transport. Gene Ontology annotation, cellular component: endoplasmic reticulum exit site; COPII vesicle coat. Lineage: Eukaryota; Viridiplantae; Streptophyta; Magnoliopsida; Ericales; Balsaminaceae.